AUGGCGCGCCCACGAGCUGCGUCGGGCGCUGAUGCCCCCAAGGAACCCCACGCCGUGUCCCUGAAAGUUCUACGUCUCUCUCGGCCGUCCUUGUCUUAUCAAUCCCCUCUCCCCGCUGCCAAUACCAAGAUCUCCCCAAAGGCCUCCCUGAGCUAUCCAUCCGCCGACUCCGAUGAUCAAUUCAUUCUUACGCCCAUCCUCACCCUCCCCCCAGCAUUUGGAUCAGUCUACGUCGGCGAAACAUUCGCCUGCACACUCAGCGCCAACAAUGAGAUUUCCCCAGACGACACAGGCCGAGCCGUAACCUCCGUACGCAUCGUUGCCGAAAUGCAAACACCCUCCUCAGUCGCAACCCUCGAUCUCGAUCCCGCCAGCGAUACGGCUCAAACGGAUGGUCUCGAUAUUGCCGAGUCUCUACAGAAGAUCGUGCGCUAUGAUCUCAAGGAAGAAGGAAACCAUAUUCUCGCCGUGAGUGUGAGUUAUACCGAGAAUAGGAUUGGCGAGAAUGCUCAUGUGGCGAGUGGUCGUGUUCGCACGUUCCGGAAGCUAUAUCAGUUCGUUGCGCAGCCGUGUUUGAGUGUGCGCACUAAGGCAUCGGAAUUGCCGCCUUUGGAGGUGGAUAAUAAGUCGCUCGGACCAUAUGGGAAGACUCGGUUGCUUCGGUUUGCUUUGGAAGCGCAAUUGGAGAAUGUGGGAGAUGGUGCGGUGGUUGUCAAGCAAACCCGCCUCAACCCCAAACCACCCUUCAAAUGCCAAUCCCUCAACUGGGACGCAACAACCUCCGAUCCCACCGCAUCAGAACCGCCAACCCUCAACCCACGCGACGUCCUCCAAGUCGCCUUCCUCAUCGAACAGGAAGAAGGCCGCACAGAAGGCCUCGAAGCCCUACAAAAAGAUCUCCGCCGCGACGGCCGCGCCACCCUGGGCCAAUUAUCCAUCGAGUGGCGCGGCGCCAUGGGCGACAAGGGCUUCCUCACAACUGGUAAUCUUAUGAGCCGGAAACGCACCUGA
This is a messenger RNA of Penicillium cataractarum, 1011 nucleotides long. RefSeq names its product trafficking protein particle complex subunit 13. Lineage: Eukaryota; Fungi; Ascomycota; Eurotiomycetes; Eurotiales; Aspergillaceae. The transcript has 5 exons. Gene Ontology annotation, cellular component: TRAPPIII protein complex. Bases 1 to 1011 code for a protein of 336 amino acids. The record is from RefSeq and is a predicted model, not a curated record.